AAAAUCAUACGAAAUCCAUGAACACAAAAUGCAGAUUUAUUGAUUGUUGAAGCAGGUGGUACUUUUAGUUACCACUGGGCUUCAAAGGACGAAUAAUGGUGGUACAGGACUGAGCUGAGCAGUCAGCUUGACGCUGCCAGUGCACCGACUGGAUUGACCCCAGAGCCAGUCUGAAAGCCGAAGGGAAAAAUCCCAACUUCCCGCCGUCCAGAUUAAACGAACAGGAAGUGCGUCGUAUUUCGCCACAAUUCCAAAAACGAUCCGGGGAAACACAAGCCCCGAGGUUUAUAAGCGACGCCACCCGCCGGCCAGUAGGCCAGUGAUCUAUUCCGCACGGCAUGGAGCAGAAGUCUUUCCCGGAGUUGGUGUUCACUGAUCGCCACGAGGCGCGGCUGAAGAACGCGGGGCAGAACGUGUACCUGUGCGUGACCCAGGGUGACGAGGGCCACCGACUGACCACCAAAACUCUGCAAGCCGACAGUCUUUCCGACCCAGAACUUGUCUUCUCGCUCUUUUAUUACACGGACGCGGAAGCCGACGAGACGAAGAUGGUUCUGCCCGUUCAUCACAGUACGAACGUCUGUCUGAGCAUGGACGACGACAAGACACUUAAGAUAUCGUCCCUGAGGGAGCUGCCACUCCUCACGAACGAGGUGGUCCCCGUGGAAGACCCGGAGCGCCUAACCAUCGCCGACAACCGCUUCUUCUACCUCAAGACUUCGGGCAGCCUCGUUGCCCUGGAGGCCAUGAACGGGCUGCACAGGGACCAGUUCCUCGCGCUGACGAGUUCCAAUGACGUCACAAUCAAGGACCAAUCAGGGGGAGCAGUCUACGCAGACAACGUUCUGUUCUCUCUGGACGACUACAGCGUCACGAAACUGUGACGUCACAGCGAUACGAGAGCACAAUGCUCAGUAGAUGUAUAUACAGGAUGAUUCAAAACGUUAAGGCCAUUGAAGGAUAUUAUUUGUCUUCGUUAUUUAUAUUAUUGUUAGGUUAGUAAUAAACACAAAUAAGUUGUGGAAUAAAUAACAAACAAAUCACGUGUUCUAUUUGCCACGCCUUCAGGGUUUAACGUACGGUAAUCCGGCUGACCGACUGUUAAUGUGAAACUUUUUAAGUGCCAGUUGAAUUCCAAUGAUAAAUACGACAAAAGCGAGGAUUAUGGUAUUAUGGGCUGUGACAACGAUUAAUGUUGAAGACAGUUUAACCUAGGAAAUACCAAAAAUGAUAUCAUGCAUCUACACGAUAAACUGAAACCUCAGAUAAGUUUUAAGUCACUUCUGUUCGUUGCAGAUGUUUAAUAAAUUUUACAACGGAUGUGGACUUUCGCCCCUAAGUGCUGAAAGUAGCCCUUAGGGCGGUAUCGCACUAGGAUGCCAUGGCAGCGACACCAACAGCGAUGCCAUGGCGUCCAGCUGCCAGAAAAAAGACGCCAGACAAGCCGCCAGUCGAGCGAACAGAUGGAUCGAC
Molecule: messenger RNA, 1473 nt
Organism: Zootermopsis nevadensis
Lineage: Eukaryota; Metazoa; Arthropoda; Insecta; Blattodea; Termopsidae
Source: RefSeq, a predicted model, not a curated record